Rhopilema esculentum is the source of this 1287-nucleotide messenger RNA. The record is from RefSeq and is a predicted model, not a curated record. Lineage: Eukaryota; Metazoa; Cnidaria; Scyphozoa; Rhizostomeae; Rhizostomatidae.
AUGGACUACAAAGAAAUUCAAGAUGCCACAUUCGCAGACCUAACCUUGCAAGCUCUAAUACGCCUUAUUCAUGAUAAUUCGUGGAACAACAUUCGAAGUAUGCAAUCACCUGACGUUGAUAAAGGGGAAUUAAACUUAUUCGCUAAAAUAAGAAGCGAAUUAACUGUCAAUGAUGAUGCAAGCCUAAUUCUGCGAGGAUCACGAAUUGCUCUUCCUAAAUCUCUCCGCCAUAGAGCCAUAGAAAUUGCUCACGAAGGACAUCAAGAGAUCGUCAAAACCAAACAACCUCUACGAGAGAAAAUUUGGUUUCCUAACAUCGAUAAAUCUGUCAAAGAUGUGCUUGCAAAUUGUCUACCAUGCCAAGCCAUUGGUCCGGAAAAUAGGCCUGCCCCAUUUCAUAUGAACGAAUUGCCUCCGAAGCCCUGGCAUACCGUACACAUUGAUUUCUGUGGACCGUUUCCUACCGGAGAAUAUAUUCUCGUGGUCAUCGAUGCUUACUCUAGAUUCCCAGAAGUGGACAUUGUGCAUUCCACAUCAGCCUCUGCGACAAUUGCUAAACUCGAUCGAAUUUUCGCAACACAUGGAUUGCCCCACGUUGUUAAAAGUGACAAUGGCCCACCAUUUAACAGUGCUGACAUCAAGGAUUACAUGAAAGAAAAUGGCAUACAUUUUCAACCCAUAACACCGUUGUGGCCCCAAGCCAAUUCCGAAGCUGAGAACUUUAACAAACCAAUGACUAAAGCCAUCAAAGCAGCACAAGUGGAGGGGAGAAAUUGGAAAAAAGAGCUUUAUAGAUUCGUUCUAAAUUACCGUGCCACUCCACACACAACAAAAAAAUAUCCUCCAGCACAGCUACUUUUUAAUCGCAAAAUUCGAAUAAAGUUGCCAGACACAGUGGAAAAGAGUCUAUCGCCCUUGGACGAAGAUAUUCGCAAAAACGACACACAGGCAAAGGCAACGAUGAAGCAAAAUGCGGACCGGAAAAGAGGAGCUAAGGAACGUAAAAUGAGUAUUGGCAAUCUGGUACUAAUUCGACAAAGAAAGAGAAACAAGUUAACAUCGAAAUUCGAUCCGAAGCCUUUUUGUAUAGUACGAAUAAAAGGAACGAUGAUCACAGCUUGUAGAAAUGGACAAUACGUAACAAGGAACAAUUCAUUUUUCAAGCCAAUUCAGGAAAGAAAAGAUUUGGAAUUUUAUAAUGGUGCGGAUGAUGAAAAAUCAUUAGAAAUACCUGCGACCGGAGAAGGGCAGCAAGAGUUAGUUGUAGAGCACGAGGCCAUGGAGUAA